AUGGACCGUUUCCAUCCAGAUAGUGGCAGCACGACCUCCAGCGACUCCCAAAACCCCCAUCUGGCGGUUAGGACAACUCAAAGCCGUCCUGUUGAGAGUGGCACAAUCAACUUCAAAAAUCGUGGCCUGCCAAUAAUUCAUGCCGUUCAGCCCGAGAAUAGCACCGCCAAUACCGGAGCGCGCGCAACUACAGAGGAAAACGCUCCUUAUCGCCCGUACAUGGUCAAUAAGCUCGCCGUCUCCAUAAGGAACACGAGAAGUUCUCGCGGACGUGGCGUCUUUGCCAUCUGUGACUUUCCAGAGGGCCAAAGGAUCAUAGUCGAGAGCCCAGUCUUUUCUUGCGCUGCUCCAGUAGAGAACAAUGCGGCCAUCUGGCGAACAGCAUUGGCCGAACGCUGGUGUUCGAUCCCAGAUAUGCACCAGCUGUACUGCAAGUCCAAGUUUGUCAAUUUGAAAGAGAUGCCAAUGGGAGCGCAACACCUCUCACUUCACCAGAGCAGGAGAUUCUUCAGCUUUGUCAAGGAAUACGCAUUUUGCAACCCCCCGAAAAGCCUGCUACACAUCUACCCCUUAGCGGGUCAUAUAAAUCAUGCGUGCUCCCGCUGCGCCAAUGCUGAAGUAUGGAUCGAUUCAGGGCCACCGCACCGCAUCACCGUCAGGCUCAUGAAGAGGGUGAGAAGGGGCGAGGAAAUCUUUAUCAACUACAACCGGCCUGCGGGUAAUCCGUUUAGUUGCGCAGUUUGCCGCGACCGCCAGGGCAUAAAAUCUCACCUGAAAGCAUCUUGGCACAGCAUGGGUCAGUGGCUUUCCAAAGUUUCUUCGCCCAGGCAUCAGGAUGUGCAGGGGGCUGCUCCUGAGCCUUCUCAGGCAAUUGGCGUAGACGUCGAGGACACAACGACCCCAAAAAAAGUUGUGACUAAAUCAUCUCAACCACACAUUGAGAUUACUCCAAGAGACGCCGGAGUCACACCAUAUUCCGACACUCCAAGAGACGACGAAUCUUCCGAGAUUUCUAUUCCAUUUCGAUACAGAUUUAUGGCUCGGUGGAGGCUGUGCCUCACAAGGAUACGAUGA
Molecule: messenger RNA, 1074 nt
Organism: Trichoderma virens Gv29-8
Lineage: Eukaryota; Fungi; Ascomycota; Sordariomycetes; Hypocreales; Hypocreaceae
Exons: 1
Coding region: 1-1074 (357 amino acids)
Molecular function (GO): protein binding
Source: RefSeq, a predicted model, not a curated record